Messenger RNA from Cynara cardunculus var. scolymus (artichoke), 2443 nucleotides. RefSeq names its product microtubule-associated protein 70-1-like. Bases 211 to 2058 code for a protein of 615 amino acids. The record is from RefSeq and is a predicted model, not a curated record. NCBI's taxonomy places the organism in Eukaryota, Viridiplantae, Streptophyta, Magnoliopsida, Asterales, Asteraceae. Gene Ontology annotation, molecular function: microtubule binding. The transcript has 11 exons. Gene Ontology annotation, biological process: cytoskeleton organization.
CAGUUGUGAGAUCUGAGAGACGAUUGAAUUGAGUCCAAUCUAGAGAGAGAAAACAAGCAUUUCAUAGUUGACGCGCUCUGUCUCUUUCUAUCCAGUAUACUCUAAAAUCUGUAUACAGACAUACAUAGUGGAUGUGUGUUUCAGAAACCCUAGAGGAUAAACGCUUUGAUUUCGAGCUGAUUGAUGUGUGAUUGACUUCAGAUCCGAGUGAUGGAGGGCGUAUCCGGCUAUGGUGGUGUGGUGGGAAUGACGGACAUGCCGGAGAUGUUACACGGAGGGGAGUACAGCGGCGGCAAUGUACGGCAUCCGAUGGUUGAGACGACGCCGUUGACGGUGUCGGGAUCUUUUAAGGAAGGGGGAAGGUCUUCGGGUAUGACUAGUCGUAGGAGAGGUUCGAGGAGGCCGAGCUUAGACACUGAUGAUUUUAUGAAUCUGCUCCACGGCUCGGAUCCGGUGAAGCUCGAGCUCAAUCGGUUGGAAAAUGAAGUUAGAGAUAAGGAUCGAGAAUUGAACGAAGCUCAAGCAGAGAUCAAGGCGCUCAGGCUGUCUGAACGCCUAAGAGAAAAAGCUGUUGAAGAGCUAACUGAAGAAUUGACGAAGGUGGAUGAGAAGCUGAAGUUGAUGGAAUCUCUUCUAGAUAGCAAAAAUCUUGAAAUCAAGAAAAUCAAUGAUGAGAAAAAAGCAUCUAUGGCGGCUCAGUUUGCAGCAGAAGCCACUCUACGAAGGGUUCAUGCUGCUCAAAAAGACGAUGACAUGCCUCCAAUUGAAGCGAUCCUUGCACCAUUAGAAGCUGAGCUGAAGCUUGCUCGACAAGAGAUUGCUAAGCUGCAGGACGACAAUAAAGCAUUAGAUCGACUGACUAAGUCAAAAGAGGCUGCUCUACUUGAAGCUGAGAGAACCGUACAGGUUGCCUUGGCGAAGGCUUCAAUGGUAGAUGAUCUUCAAAAUAAGAACCAGGAGUUGAUGAAGCAGAUAGAAAUUUGCCAGGAGGAAAAUAAAAUUUUGGAUAAAAUGCAUCGCCAAAAAGUUGCUGAGGUUGAAAAACUUACCCAAACUGUACGUGAGCUUGAAGAGGCUGUUCUUGCUGGUGGUGCGGCUGCAAAUGCUGUGAGGGAUUACCAACGGAAAGUUCAAGAGAUGAAUGAGGAACGAAAAACUUUGGAUCGAGAGCUAGCACGUGCAAAAGUUACAGCAAAUAGAGUGGCAACGGUUGUAGCCAAUGAAUGGAAAGAUGCUAAUGACAAAGUGAUGCCAGUAAAACAAUGGCUUGAAGAAAGGAGGUUCUUGCAGGGUGAGAUGCAACAACUGCGAGACAAGUUAGCGAUAACCGAGCGUGCAGCAAAGUCUGAAGCACAAUUGAAAGAAAAAUUUCAACUGCGACUCAGAGUACUGGAAGACACUUUGAGAUCGCCAAACUCUCUUGCACCUUCACGUCGCCAGUCUCUAGGUGGAGCUGAUAACUUCUCCAAGCUGGCUUCAAAUGGAAUUUUACCCAAGAGAUCACCAUCUUUUCAGAUAAGGUCGACACUUUCAUCUGGUUCCAGUUCAGUCUUGAGGCAUGCGAAAGGUACAUCAAAAUCGUUUGAUGGUGGUACACGGGCACUUGACAGGAGUAAACUUACUUCGAAUGGAAGUGGCAGUCCUACUUUUAACCUUGCCAAGGAGAUUGAGAUCCCUAGUGAUGAAAAACCCAGUGGCUCCUCAGGCACUGAAAUUGAGGAUGCUGUGCCAGGACUAUUGUAUGAUUUGCUUCAGAAAGAGGUGGUUGCUUUGAGGAAAUCUGGUCAUGAAAAGGAUCAAAGCAUAAAAGACAAGGAUGAUGCAAUUGAGAUGUUAGCCAAGAAAGUUGACACUUUAACCAAGGCUAUGGAGGUUGAGGCCAAAAAAAUGAGAAGGGAGGUUGCUGCAAUGGAGAAGGAGGUAGCUGCUAUGCGUGUUGACAAAGAACAGGACAAUAGGGCUAAGCGGUUUGGGAAUUCCAAGGGUGCUGUGAACAGCUCUCAGCUACUUCCGGCUAGGAAUGUAGCACGGGGUGGGUUGACACGCAGCACUCAAUGACAUGAAAAAGACCAUGUGUAUUGGUGGUGUUUUUACUAUUUUACCCUUUAACGUGAUGGAUGAUUAUAUAUAAGUAGCAUACGAAUGAUACCUUUAUGUCGUUGUGAGUAGCGUAAAGAAAGAUGAAAAGAGAGGAGACGAAGAAAAGGGCAUUCCUUGCGACUGACAAGACAAUUUGUUAGAAGAAAUGAGCAGUGGAUGGAGAUUGCUAACCAUUUUCGUUUUUCGCAGUUGUUUGUGUGUUUUGUUGUAUAGGGUAGCAGCUAUCUUAAUUACUACUUUUGGUUCUAUAGUUUGUAUCUGCAUAAGCAUAGUGUGAUUGUGGCCCGAGUUUGUUAAUAUUUGGUGUAAUCAGAUUCAGAUGGAAGAAAAUUCGAGUUCAUUA